Molecule: messenger RNA, 444 nt
Organism: Bacillus rossius redtenbacheri
Lineage: Eukaryota; Metazoa; Arthropoda; Insecta; Phasmatodea; Bacillidae
Product: homeobox protein Hox-B4-like
Exons: 2
Coding region: 1-444 (147 amino acids)
Biological process (GO): somite development; positive regulation of transcription by RNA polymerase II
Cellular component (GO): nucleus
Molecular function (GO): DNA-binding transcription factor activity, RNA polymerase II-specific; RNA polymerase II cis-regulatory region sequence-specific DNA binding
Source: RefSeq, a predicted model, not a curated record
AUGGCGGAGACGUACUACUACCAGGAGGGCUUCCUGUACCCGCCCACGCCGCCGUCGCCGCUGUGCGGCUACCUGGGCGAGCUGCCGGCGUGCCUGGAGGAGCUGCAGCCCUACCCGGCGUGCUGCUACCUGGAGGCGGCGCCGGGCGCCGGCUACCUGCCGUGCGAGCCGCCCCCGAGCCUGCCCCCGCCGCCCCCGCCGCCGCCGCCGCUGCUGCCUCCAGCCCAGCCCUGCGCAGGGGGGCCGGAGGCGGCGGGCAAGGCGCGCAAGGAGCGCACGGCCUUCACCAAGAGGCAGAUCCGCGAGCUGGAGGCGGAGUUCGCCCACUCCAACUACCUGACCCGUCUGCGGCGCUACGAGCUGUCCGUCGCGCUCGACCUCAGCGAGAGACAGGUGUGGACCCGUAUCGCCUGCCCCGCUCUGCUACCAUGUGCACUGCCGUAG